Aureobasidium musti is the source of this 810-nucleotide messenger RNA. The record is from the annotation of a GenBank genome assembly. Lineage: Eukaryota; Fungi; Ascomycota; Dothideomycetes; Dothideales; Saccotheciaceae.
AUGGCCGACGCACCACCUCCUCCACCACCUCACGGAGCGAACCCAAAGUCAACAUCCGGCGGUCUGCCUGACGGCAAUUAUGACAUUUUCAUUAUCCCGCCUCACAGCUCAGGCUCUGGAUUUCUAUACCUGCCUUCACUCCAACCACAACGCAAUUCGUUCAUCGCUGGAUUCGCGUGUGCCGUCUUCUGUUACCUGAUAUGGGUGACGGCCGUACCAGUGCUAGGCCAAUGGCUGUCCAUUAUUGCUGCUAGCGGGAGUGCUGGCGUGCUUCUGCUUGUCGCUGGUGUGGGUGCUGUCGCAUGGGCUUUCGGAAAGACGCAGGGUGAAAGCAAGCAUCAGCACUCUCACAGCCCACCACCUUCUGGUGGCAGUGAUGGGGCUCAAGGAAGUGCAGGCACAGAAGGAGGAAACAAGAACAGCAGUGGUCCUUAUAAUGCUUCACAUUCCUCAGGCUCAAACCAUGCACAUUCCGCACCACCUCCGCGCACCCCCCGACAAGAUUACUCGACCCUCCACCAAGGCAGGAUUACAGACCACCUCCGCAGUCAGAAUACUUUUCUCAACCACCACCUGAACACAACAAUCCUCCUCCCCGACCCCCACCGCCACCAGAAUAUGCUGCUCCACCACCACCUCCGUCACCUCAACCCGAAUAUAAUGCUCCUCCUCGAUACACCGCCCCACCGCCUCCUCAGCAGGAAACACCGAAGCCUACUCCUCCACCGCCAGCUGCCUCGCCAGAGCCUCAACACGGUCUGCAACCGACGCUGCAGCAAGCUGGGAGAAGGCCCGAGAAGAAACUCGUAA